CAAUUAUUAUUUGUUAUGUAUACACGAACGUGCAUUGAAACUUUAUCUGUCACUCGGCACCGUGGCUUAGUUGGUUAAAGCGCCUGUCUAGUAAACAGGAGAUCGAGGGUUCGAAUCCCUCCGGGGCCUGUGAUAUCGUCCUUUAUUUUUUCUAUUUUCCAACUUGGUCGGAGGUAGAAUGGAUGGACGAAGCUUUUUGCCAGACCUAAAUAUGAUGCGUAAAACUGUUUUCGUACACUAUCUACCUCGUCUACGUUGCAGCCGGGGUGCGCGAUCGAUAUGGGAAUGUAACAAAACAGAGUUAUAUAGUUCCAUAGUAACGAACGCUGGGGGAAGAUCAGCCUCUGAAACGUCAUCGUCGACGGACGUAAUAUUCGUCGAAGUAGAACCGAAUAGAAUAGAAGAUGGGGAACACAGAGAGCAACGUAGCGAGCGGAGUGAAGAAGCAAACGGAUGCAUCCUCCAUUUUACUUUACAAAUUGGUCGAUCUGAAAGGAGGCGGCCUGUUGGUCGACAUGAUGAAGAGAGCCACGCAGACCAAGCAGUACGCGGAAUUGGAUCAUGCCCUCAGAACGAAAGUGGAACCGUAUUUGUACAACAAGGGUAAAGGGAAAUGGAUACCGAUCGAGAAAUUAGUCUUGCUACGAAACAAGGACCGCCCGAAGCAUAAAAUGCUUCCGCCGUUGAGAGCCAUGGAGAAUCCGGCCGACUACGACAUAGACAAGGACAUGGGCAAAGACGAAGUGGAUGAAACUAAAAUAGAUAAGAGCAAGUACAGAUUAGUUUGCUGGAGCUUGAGCGAGAGAGGAGCAGUCGGAGAAACGAUUCUACAUCUGUGUAUGCUGCAUGCGACCGCUAUUCACAUCGAUCUGGCUAAACGUUUGUUACGCUUUUAUCCGAAGCUCAUAAACGACGUGUACAUCAGCGACGAAUAUUACGGAGAGAGCGCAUUGCACAUCGCUAUAGUGAACGAGGAUCCGGCUCUGGUGAAAUUCCUUUUGGAUAGCGGCUCGGACGUGCACGAAAGAUGCUUUGGAAAUUUUAUGUGCCCCGAGGAUCAAAAGGCCUCGAGGUCGGACAGCCUCGACCACGAAUGGGUCUCCGUGACUGCGGAGACGAAUUACAGCGGAUACGUUUACUGGGGCGAGUAUCCUUUGAGUUUCGCCGCGUGUCUGGGACAGGAGGAGUGCUACAGACUCAUACUGGCCAGAGGAGCUGAUCCGGACAAACAGGACACGAACGGAAACACCGUGUUACACAUGUUGGUCAUUUACGAGAAAUUGGCUGCGUUCGACACGGCUUACGAAAUGGGCGCCUCGUUGGCCAUUAGGAACCUUCAGCAUCUGACGCCUCUCACGCUGGCCGCGAAAUUGGCAAGGAUCGAAAUGUUCUUCCAUAUAUUGAACAUUGAAAGGGAGAUAUAUUGGCAGAUCGGAAGCAUAACGUGCGCAGCUUAUCCUCUGUCGCAAGUCGAUACCAUCGACGCCUCUACAGGAAGCAUUAGUCACAAUUCCGCUUUGAACCUCGUAGUAUUCGGCGAAAAGGACGAACACUUGGAGCUGAUGGACGGCAUCUUGGUCGACCUUUUGAACGCGAAGUGGAACACUUUCGUCAAAUCCCGUUUUUAUCGCCAAUUUUUCCUCUUUUGGUUUUACUUUCUGUUGUCGUUGAUCAGCUUUACCCUCCGACCCGGCCCAGCGGCUACCGUCACCGAAAAGAAGAACGACACCGGGUCUCCGAAUCCGGAUCGAGGGAAACCUGUUCGAAAUUCGAGUCUGUUCUCUCUACUCGACAGACUCGUUACGACCGCUUUUGCUACAAAUUUCAAACCUCUGAACGUGACCGCGGCGCAUUUCGACGAGCUGAGAUUCAACAUCGUCACCGAUCUAACCUCGACGCUGAACAACAUUCUUGCGAGUGAAAACUAUGUCUUCGACUACUCUUACGAAUCGUCUCUACAUUCUCGUACGGUCGAACCCUACGAGGACAGAGGCGACGAGCAACGAUCGAUGAACUAUUUCAAGAUCAUGAUCAACGAAUCCCUCGCUUACGUGAAUUCCACGACGAGAUUCCUCGAUGUCGUGAACACAUCAUCGCCGUUACCUCGUGACAAUAACGAGCACGACUGGUACGUCGCGGUUGGGCGACGAUCCGUCCGACUCUCCGAUGAUAGCUGGCCAAACUGUAUUUUUUUUACCGGCUCGUUUGUCGUUGAAAUUAGGUGGAACGACCUCACCGAAGAGUGCAGGCUGAUGCAGCUGACCACGUUCUCAACGAAGAUUCGACUGACCGCCGAGAUCGUAAUGGAAGUCGCAGCUGCUCUUUACAUCGUCGCGGCGCUCAGAGAAGCCAGAUUCCUAGGCUUGAACAUGUUCGUUGAAAAUCUAAUGACUGCACCGUCGCGAGUAAUGUUUCUAUUCUCCUGUUGCAUCCUACAGACUUUUCCAUUCUUGAGAUUGAACUGCGCCGAUGAAGUGGAAGACAUGUUAGCGGUGGUCGUAAUGUUAACUACGGCACCGUACUUUUUAUUCUUCUGUAGGGGCUUCAAGACCGUCGGUCCGUUCGUUGUGAUGAUCUAUAGAAUGAUCAUGGGCGAUCUGCUGCGUUUCGUUUCCAUCUACUUGGUAUUUGUGAUGGGAUUCUCUCAAGCGUACUACAUUAUAUUUUUAUCUUUUGAUAAUCCUAACACACCGGAGGGGGUCGACGAUUCGGUGAGCAAUCCGAUGCCAUCGCCGGUAGAAAGUAUAAUGGCGAUGUUUCUAAUGAGCAUGACGAACUUUGGCGAUUACUACGGCGCUUUCGAGAGGACGGAACACGAAAUGGAAGGAAAGUUUAUGUUCGUGGUAUACAUGGCGAUUGUUGCGAUUUUACUUGUAAACAUGUUGAUCGCCAUGAUGGGAAAUACGUAUCAGAAAAUAGCGGAAACAAGAAACGAAUGGCAACGACAAUGGGCGCGUAUCGUCUUGGUGGUAGAAAGAGGUGUAAGUCCACAGGAAAGGUUGAAGAAAUUAAUGGACUAUUCGCAGCCGAUGUCAGAUGGUCGAAGAGCGUUGGUACUUCGCCUGAGUCAAUCGGAAGAGGAUAAAGAAGAGAUGAAGGAAAUUUUAGAAAUGAAAAGAACUCACGACAGAUUGUGCAAAAAUAGGCAGAUGAAAGCAGCGAAAGAAAAGUCGAUAACGUCCGAAGCUCACGAAACUGUAAUUUUAUAAUUACAUCGUUUGCGAUAGUCC
Molecule: messenger RNA, 3230 nt
Organism: Ceratina calcarata
Lineage: Eukaryota; Metazoa; Arthropoda; Insecta; Hymenoptera; Apidae
Gene: nan
Product: transient receptor potential cation channel subfamily V member nanchung
Exons: 13
Coding region: 405-3209 (934 amino acids)
Biological process (GO): calcium ion import across plasma membrane
Cellular component (GO): plasma membrane
Molecular function (GO): protein binding; calcium channel activity
Source: RefSeq, a predicted model, not a curated record